AUGACGGCGGUGAAGGGCGGAGCCGUUAAAUUUAGUGGUGGGCCUUCGAAAGCCAAGGCCAAAGCCAAAACCAAAACCAAAACAGUUUUGCCUUCUCCUUCUUCUGAGUUGGGCAAGUUCCUAAAUAUUCCCGUGACGGCUCGUUCCGAAACUUCCAAAUUGAUCUCCAAGUUCAUCAAACUCAACAAUCGCCAGAACCCUGGAAUGAAGAAGGACAUGCUUGGUGAGGAGAAGUUGAGGUCUAUAUUGGCUGGGAAAGACAGAGUUGGUAUUCCAGAGAUUGCCAAAUUGCUGUCUGGGCAAUUUGUGAAAACGCAACGAUAG
Molecule: messenger RNA, 324 nt
Organism: Mangifera indica (mango)
Lineage: Eukaryota; Viridiplantae; Streptophyta; Magnoliopsida; Sapindales; Anacardiaceae
Exons: 2
Coding region: 1-324 (107 amino acids)
Cellular component (GO): nucleus
Source: RefSeq, a predicted model, not a curated record